Messenger RNA from Grus americana (Whooping crane), 3245 nucleotides. RefSeq names its product cell division cycle 7 (gene CDC7). Gene Ontology annotation, biological process: protein phosphorylation; mitotic DNA damage checkpoint signaling. Gene Ontology annotation, cellular component: nucleus. The coding region runs from base 294 to 2525 and encodes 743 amino acids. NCBI's taxonomy places the organism in Eukaryota, Metazoa, Chordata, Aves, Gruiformes, Gruidae. Gene Ontology annotation, molecular function: ATP binding; protein serine/threonine kinase activity. The transcript is spliced from 12 exons. The record is from RefSeq and is a predicted model, not a curated record.
CCUAGACCAGGUUUCUCAAAGCCCCAUCCAACCUGGCCUUGAACACUUCCAGGGAUGGGGCAUCCACAGCUUCUCUGGGCAACCUGUUCCAGUGCCUCACCACCCUCACAAUAAAAAAUUUCUUCCUAAUAUCUGAUCUCAAUCUACCUUCCUUCAGCUUAAGGCCAUUCCCCCUUGUCCUAUCACUCCGUGCCCUUGCAAACAGCCCCUCUCCAGCUUUCCUGUAGGCCCCUUUAGGUACUGGAAGGCUGCUCUAAGGUGUCCCCGGAGCCUUCCCUUCUCCAGGCUGAACAAUGCCAACUCUCUCAGCCUGUCCUCGCAGGAGAGGUGCUCCAGCCCUCCGAUCAGCUUCGUGGCCCUCCGUUCGUCUUCGUUUCCCCACCACACGAUGCUCGUUACGAGUCCAGGCAGCCAAUGGUGGCGACCAGGGGCGAGCCGGGCCGCGCUGCCCGCCCUUCGGCCGGAGCGUGGUUCCGCGGGGCGGCGGGGCUGUGACCGCAGCCAGGCCGGGCCCCCGGCCGGGCCCCCACCCGCGGCGCCACCGGCGGACGGGCUGUGCUGACGGCCUCCCGCGCUGCAGCCCCACCACCCCACACAAACCCGAACCCUCCGCGCUGCCUAACGCCCCGCGCGCGCCACCGGUCGCCGCUCUGGGCGGGCCUCUCCUCGGCGAUCGGCCAAUAGCAACGCGCCUUCCUCCGACCGGCGGUCCCAUUGGCCGGGACCACGGCUUCCGCCGAGGGCCGGGAUUGGUCGCGGAGGGGCGGUCAGCAAAAGGCGGCAGCAGGCAAAACCCCGGCGCGUCGCGGCAGCCCGCGCCCCGCGUUUGUUUUGUGAUGGAGACAGUGUUGAAGUCUCACAGUGAUGAACAGCACCCUCCUCAGGCUGAAGACUUCCAUGGGAAGCAUGAGCAGAACAGUAAGCUUUCAGCAGGAAUAAAAAGAGAUAUUGAAAAACUUUAUGAAGCAGUGCCACAGCUUGUAAAUGUGUUCAAAAUUAAGGAAAAAAUUGGAGAAGGUACUUUUAGUUCUGUUUACUUGGCCACAGCACAACUACAAACAGGAUGUGAGGAAAAAAUGGCUCUGAAACACUUGAUUCCAACCAGCCACCCUCUGCGAAUUGCUGCUGAACUUCAGUGCCUCACAGUAGCAGGGGGACAAGAUAACGUUAUGGGAGUUAAAUAUUGCUUUAGGAAAAAUGAUCAUGUGGUUAUUGUUAUGCCAUAUCUGGAACAUGAAUCCUUCUUGGACAUUUUGAAUUCUCUUUCCUUUGAAGAAGUGAGGGAAUACAUGUUUAAUCUGUUUAAAGCAUUGAGGCGCAUUCAUCACUUCGGUAUUGUUCACCGUGACGUCAAGCCUAGUAACUUCCUCUACAACAGGCGGCUAAAAGAGUAUGCCUUGGUAGAUUUUGGCUUGGCACAAGGAACCCCUGAUACAAAAAUUGAACUUCUCAAAACUGCUCACUCUGAAGACCAGCAGGGAAGUUGCUUGCAAGAUAAUCCCACCGUAGCCUUGGGAAAUGGGGUUUCUGUCAGUGUCACAGCACCUAAACAGAUAGCUCAACAGUCAGCUUCAAAAGCAGCUGAUAAAAGGUCCGGCACACUUUCAAAAAUACAGAUUAAACAAGGAAGAGGAGGAAAGGAGGAUUCUGUGCACCAUUCUGUCCAACGCUCUGUCUUUGGAGAGAGGCAUUUCAAUGUCUGUAGUUCCAGAUACCAGGAGAUCUCAAGUACAAAACUCAUAAAACAAUCAAAGAUGAUAGAUGUUUCAUCUAGGAAGUUAGUAACAAAGAAGAAGAUUAUUUCUGCCAAAACAGUGAGCAAUGGGACAGCCAGGAAAGCUGCUAGUGGUUGUCCCUCAAACCUGACCUGUGACUGCUAUGCAACGGAUCGAGUUUGCAGUGUUUGUCUUUCAAGGUGUCAGCAAGUUGCUCCCAGGGCAGGAACACCUGGAUUCAGAGCACCAGAAGUACUAACAAAGUGCCCCACUCAGACCACAGCAAUUGACAUGUGGUCUGCAGGAAUUGUAUUCCUUUCUCUGCUCAGUGGACGGUAUCCAUUUUACAAAGCAAGUGAUGAUUUAACUGCUUUGGCACAAAUCAUGACAGUUCGUGGAUCCAGAGAAACCAUUCAGGCUGCUAAAACUUUUGGUAAAUCAGUUCUGUGUACCCAAGUUGUCCCAGCACAAAACUUAAGAACCCUCUGUGAGAAGUUGAGAGGAACAAAUAGCAGCUGUAAGAGAUCUCAGGGUGAAGUGCCCAGCAAGCCUGUAAAUGACUCAGCUUUGCCAGUUGCAGUAGACAAACCAUGUGCUCCCGAGACACUCAGAAAACAAACUCUGUGCUUAAACAGUUUUCAGGAGGGUGAUGGUGCUUUGGAAAUGAAGGCAACAGACAUGAAAGGAUGGGAUCAGGUUCCUGAUGAAGCAUACGACCUACUUGAUAAGUUACUAGACUUAAACCCUGCAACAAGAAUAACUGCAAAAGAGGCUUUGAUUCAUCCUUUUUUUAAAGACAUGAGACUCUAAGAAGAUAUCAUAUUCUAUUAUUGCUUUCAUGUGUUUUAUGUGGAAGUGAGAUACUGAGGUAGUUUUACCUUGUUGCCCUCAACAUUUACAUUUACUGAAACACUAUCACACUGUGCACAGAACUACUGAAAUUGUCUUGUACAGUUGGACUGCAAAUAUAAGUUUACUUUAAGGAAUACUUGCAGAUGUAAAAAAUACAUAAACAUCACUAACAUGGUCUUAUCCUAAGACACUUCUGAGGGGUUAUUGCUGAGCAUACCUGUUCUCUGAGAAAGUUAACUUUGAUCAAAAGCUAGAAAGAAAGAGAGUUUCACAAGCUCUAUGCUUAAUUCUCGAGAUAUUCCCUUAACAUUUACAAAUUUGCCUUAAGGUAUGACUGAAAUAAGGAAGUGCUGGAGAGACUUUUUUCCAUACUUGCAUAUCUCUGCUUUGUUCCUGAUUAGUACAUGAGGGACUGAAAAUAGAACAAAGUGGGUUAAUUUUGUUCAGACUUUUUUCAGAGAGCAGUAUUACUUUGGGAGGGUUGCUAGAGGAGGGGCCAGGUGCUGGAGGUUAUAUCAUCAAAAGAAAAGCAUAACUGUUUUAAAAGUACAUUUUUGUUCCUGUCUGGUCUUUCCUACUUAGGCAACAGUAAUAAAUGCAGUUACUUAUUUUGCAUAGCUCAUGUUUUCUCAGUGCCAUGGGUAACUGUCAAUAUUCAACAAUUACUGCCUUCAGAAC